CGCCAGACUAUUGUUUACGUUGAAUGUAAAAAUUUGAUUUAAUAAAAAUUAAAAUAAAUAGUAUUUUAAUUAAUUUUAAUAUGGAUUCUGAAGUAAAUGAAAAAUUAAGGCAAUUGUGGAAUAUUCUCAAUGAAAGUGUAAGAAGUGAUGUAAGAGACAAGUGGUGGCAAAGCAUCCAAAAUGAAUAUAAAGUCAAUAUUUUGAGAAAACAUUACGAUUUAAAACACAUCGCAAAUAUGUUUAUCCAUUUGGAUGAAUACCAGAAAAAUAUAAAAUCAGCUAAAUGUGUAUCAUAUGCUAUAUUUUUUAAAAAUUUGAGUUAUGAUCCAAAAUCGGUUGACAACGAAGAGAAAAGCAUUGAAUUGUUCAAACAAUUUGCCGAAGAAGCAGAUCUUAAUUUGAAUAAUACUAUUUAUAAUGAAGUGAUUGAAUUAAUUAUAUUAACAAAAACUCAUUUAACUGAAGAACAUAAAAGUGAGACAAUCUUUGGAAAUGAAGACAAACAUUAUUUCUUAGACUUUGAUUUAAGUUAUUUGGGAUCUAAUCCUGAAUCCUAUACAGGAUAUGCAUUGAAGAUAAGAGAUGAAUACAAUUUCAUGGAUGAAACUACUUAUAAAACAAUUCGUGCAAAAGUUUUAAAAUCAUUAUUAAUGAUUCCUAAGAUAUUUGCCACUAAAGAGUUUUAUGAUAAAUAUGAAAGUGUGGCCCGAAAUAACAUUAAAUGUGAAAUUGAAAUACUUGAAGAAUAA
Messenger RNA from Oppia nitens, 749 nucleotides. RefSeq lists its product as uncharacterized. The transcript has 6 exons. Bases 81 to 749 code for a protein of 222 amino acids. NCBI's taxonomy places the organism in Eukaryota, Metazoa, Arthropoda, Arachnida, Sarcoptiformes, Oppiidae. The record is from RefSeq and is a predicted model, not a curated record.